Messenger RNA from Chironomus riparius, 2069 nucleotides. The record is from the annotation of a GenBank genome assembly. NCBI's taxonomy places the organism in Eukaryota, Metazoa, Arthropoda, Insecta, Diptera, Chironomidae.
UUAUUUUAACCAUGCAAGAAGUUUGUAGUGUAAUUGAUCCGCAAAUAAAGACCGAAGCAUCAUUGAUGCCAUUGCAGACAGUGCUGUUAAGCAAUCCACCGAUGAAUCCAAUUCAAAUACCGCCGUCACAACAAAAUGGACAGUCACAUCAGUCGCCCGUCUCCAAAUUGCCUGCAAACUGUGAUAAAACGCGUGACAAUGCUUAUUGGAUGCCUACAGAAACCGGAUUUAUAAAUUCACAACCAUCAAUGGCUGAAUUUUUGACACAUUUAGGACCCGACUCAAGUCCAAAAAUGGAACAAUCGUCGUAUGGUGGAACGCCAUCUGAUGGUGAUCCUGUGCCUGAAUAUCCAUGGAUGAAAGAAAAGAAGACAGCGAGGAAAAAUAACUCUCAAAACGAAUUUGUUGCAGAAAAUGGACUACCAAGACGAUUACGGACAGCAUACACAAACACACAGUUGCUGGAGCUGGAAAAGGAAUUUCAUUUUAAUAAAUAUUUAUGUCGACCGAGACGGAUCGAAAUAGCCGCGAGCCUAGACUUAACAGAGCGUCAGGUUAAAGUUUGGUUCCAAAAUCGCCGAAUGAAAUUCAAGCGACAAACACAAUCAAAAACUGACGAUGAGGAUUCGAGUAAGGAUGACUUUAAGGCUGAUGAUGAUACUCAGUCAUGCAAUUCAAACUCAAAAAAGUCAUGUCAAGGUUGCGAUUUGCCAUCGGACGAUGUGCCCGAUUCCACAUCAAAUUCACGUGGUCAAAACAACAAUACACCCAGUGCAACCAACAAUAAUCAAUCAAACGUAAAUGAACGAACAAAUGGUGCAAUUUCACGAACAACUCCCAAUUCGACAAUUGAUUUAGGGACGACACAGAAUACACAAAAUUUAAUGAAUUCAACGAGCAUUUCGAAUGCGGAUUCAUCAAUUCCAUCUACAGGUAGCCUUGAUGAGGAGGAGGAAACGCCGGUGAAAAUCAAAAAGAAAGAGGAGACUCAUAGUGGAGGUCGUAAGAAGAAAGAACCGAAAGUGUCCCACAUGUACGCAAACAACGACGUCUAUCGUAAAGAAAAUGUUCAAUCUCCACACGUAAUUGGAGCUAAAUCAAAUCUAAAUUAUAAUCGAAAUAACAAUCAAUAUCAGAAUCAGGUUAAAAUAAAAGGACAGCCAAUCGCAAUGCAGGAUGGAUAUUUUCCAGGUUUUUAUGGAAAACAUCCACCACCACCGAAUAUUCAUCAUCAGCCAAACGAUGUCAUGUUCACAAAACAUGAGAUUGAGUUUCAUCAAAAAAAUAUGUCAACGUCGCAACAACAACAAGCGACAGCAGCAGCAGCAGCCGUGGGACAGCAAUUUCCUCCAUUUCAUGGAGCCGUACAAAAAUAUGAUAUUCAUGAAUAUGAACAGCAGCAUCAUAAUCUAUUGAAAAAUGAUGUAAAUCAUAAAAUUUCUGUCGGCAAUAUUCAUUCAGCACGACCACCGCCACUUGACUUUCCAUCACCGCAAAAUGCACAAAUGUAUUACAAUGAAAAUAACGCUCAAAAUUCACAUAAUCAAUAUUAUCCGAAUGAAUUUGAUAUUGGCAAUGAUGGUGCAAAUUCAGUCACUGGAAAUGGCAAUGGUAGUGGAAAUGGCGGCACUGGCAGUGGCUAUUUCGAUCCAAAAUCCCAAGCGCAUUAUUAUGAAAUGAAUUAUCAUCAUCAGCAUAGCGGAAAUGAUUAUUCAGAAAUGUACGGUCCGAAUGCAGCGAUAAAUGAAAAUUGUGAAAACUUUUCAUCAUUCCAACAAUAUUAUGAUCAUCAUCAACAUCCACAGCAUCCAGCACAACAGCAACAACCACAAAAUAUGCAUCAUCCCCAUCCACCACAUCACUAUCCACACCACAUAGCUGCCGCUGCAGCAGCACAACAGAAUCUUACUAAUCCAGUUGCCACGGCAUAUGUUCAUCAACAAAAUUUUGCAUCAAAUGCACAAAUUCAUGGAAAUACAAAUCUAACGGAAAAUAGUAAUAGCUCAUCUGACUUUAAUUUUCUUAGUAAUCUUAAUGACUUUGCACCGGAAUAUUAUCAGUUGAGUUAG